UUUGUAUGGAAAUACCUGACUUUUACUACUACUUCCUAUUGAGUCUAGUUCUUUUGCCUGUAUAUUUAUUCUUUAACUUGUGGAGUUGGUUGGGCUGGGAGUUGUUCGUGAACAACUAAUAUGAGUCAGUUUAGUGGAGAAGAUUCGAAAGCCUCCAUAAACAACAUGAAGCGUAACCUAACCCUGGAUUUCAACCAGAAAAAGAACCUGACCUUGCCUCUGUCGAACGCCGGAGUUCUGUCAUCUCCUGAUCUGAACAUGCUCAAGGUAGGCACCCCAGAGUUGGAAAACAUGAUCCUCGCCAACGGAAUGGGAAGUACACCAACUCCCUCCCUUUUGUUUCCCCGUGCCGUGACAGCGGAACAAGAGAGUUUUGUAGGCGGUUUUGUUGAAGCUCUUAGUCAUUUACACAACAGCAACUCCCAGCAAGGGUCCGAUAGUAA
This is a messenger RNA of Leptinotarsa decemlineata (Colorado potato beetle), 443 nucleotides long. RefSeq lists its product as uncharacterized. Lineage: Eukaryota; Metazoa; Arthropoda; Insecta; Coleoptera; Chrysomelidae. The record is from RefSeq and is a predicted model, not a curated record.